UUCAUGACGUCAUCACAAGACGCCAUCUUGGAUGACAACCACAAUAACAAACAUGGCGUCUAACACGAGUAGCGUUCAUUUCUCUGAGUAUUUUUCGAGUUUAGAAGCUUCUGCGAAGGCAAGAUACAAAGAAAAAGUAAAUAUGUGUGGCUUUGAUCCGUAUUCCUUAAAAUCAUCGGAGUUUAAAGAUGAUUUUGCUGCAUUGCCGCCAGUUGAAUAUCCAGACAUUGUAAACUACCUUGUACUACAAACUUCAUGGUUAACAAACAGUCAGAUGAAGGCCUACAAGAGUCUAGAAGCUUAUAAUUUUUUUAUAUCUGGAUGGGUCAGUAGUCUUUUGACGAAAGAAAGUGCCAAUGAACGAGUAGUUGUGUUUGCAAGGGUUAACCAUUCUCAAAGAACUAGAGAACCUCCUCUCAAGACAUGGUUUCUAGCAGAAAAAACUGGUGAUGUCCUUCUUGGUCAUUGCUCCUGCAUGGCUGGACUAGGGGAAGCGUGUUCACAUGUAGGAGCACUUCUAUUCGCCUGUGAAACAGCGGUUAAAAUGCGAAAAUCCGUCACAUGCACACAGGAAAUCAGCAAAUGGUUACCUUCACAUGUCAAAAAAGUACCCUAUCUUCCUGUCAGUGAAGUCAACUUCAGCUCAGCAAAGAGGCAAUACAAAGACAUUGAAGACAAAGAGAAUGUCAACCCAAAAGCAGCCAAAAGGUUAAUACCUACAACAACAGCAGCUGAAGAAGCAGCCUUUUUCAAAAACCUGUCACAGUGUAAAGUGAAAUCAGCAGUACUAUCACUUGUGCCUCCAUAUAAUAAGAACUAUAAGCCAAAUSAACCAGAAGUUUCAAGUUUGAAGAGUCUCUACAAAGAGGAUUGUGUCMAWUUAAGCUAYGAAGAAUUGUUGAAUGUCUGCAACGAAACUGAAAUUUCCAUCACUGAAAGAGACUGUAGAGUUAUUGAACAGUCAACAAGGAAACAAUCUGCAUCCAAAGUCUGGUUUGAGCAAAGAAGUGGUCGUAUAACUGCAUCAAAGUUGAAAUCUGCAUGUCAUACAGACCCAAAUAAACCAUCUAAGAGUCUUGUUAACUCUAUUUGCUAUCCUGAAGCUCAUCAAUUCAAAUCAUCUGCUACUAAUUGGGGUUGCACUCAUGAAAACAUUGCUAGACAAGCAUAUGAAAGACAAAUGUGUGCCUGUCAUGAACACUUUGUAGUCAGCGAUAGUGGCUUAAAUAUCAACAAGAACUGGCCUCAUAUGGGUGCAUCUCCGGAUGGCUUUGUAAAUUGUGAUUGUUGUGGCCGAGGUGCAUGYGAAAUCAARUGCCCAUUUACUGCUAAAGACCAACUGUUAUGUCAUGCUGCGAAACAAAAGAACUUCUGUCUUGUUGAAGAGGAUGGAUCUUUGACUCUUAACAAGAGUCAUGCAUACUAUUAUCAAGUUCAGGCACAACUUUUUAUUUGUGAACUUGAUUAUUGUGACUUUGUUGUUUGGACAUUAGAGGAUAUUCAUAUUGAACGAAUACUACCAGACCAUUUAUUUUGGAAAAAUGCACUUGCUAAGGCUACUAAGCUAUUCAGGAUGGCUAUUCUUCCUGAACUUGUUGGCAGGUGGUUUACGAGACCAUCUGUCACAAACCAUGAAAUUGAAGAAAUGUCUGAUGAGGAAGGACCAUGGUGUUAUUGUCAAGAACAUUUAGAGGGAAGUCAACUGAUUGGAUGUGACAACAAGGACUGUAAAAUUGUUUGGUUUCACAUGGACUGCUUAGGCAUUGACAAAGCACCCAAGGGAGAAUGGCAGUGCCCUUCUUGUAAAAAAUAAGAUACAGUAUAACAUUGUGCUAAUUU
Molecule: messenger RNA, 1839 nt
Organism: Exaiptasia diaphana
Lineage: Eukaryota; Metazoa; Cnidaria; Anthozoa; Actiniaria; Aiptasiidae
Exons: 2
Coding region: 32-1813 (593 amino acids)
Molecular function (GO): zinc ion binding
Source: RefSeq, a predicted model, not a curated record